GCAGUACAGCGUUCAUGUUUGACAACAAACCCUAGUCACAGAGUUUCUAAAGACUGUACUGUCUUUGACCUAGCUACGUGUAUUUUCGGAAGCUAUUUUGCCCACUAAAAUCGUCCAACGAUGACUAAAUUACAAUAUCUGAAUGUGUAUCUAACUGAGCGUUUGAUGCAAGCUGCCGAGGAGAUACUUAGAGUGGUCGGAGACACAAUCUCCGAGUACCAGGAAGAAAUAGCCCGGACGAAGAGAGAAAACCAGUACCUGAAACGACACUUGAUUUCACCGGUCCUACAGGCUCCUCAGCCCAUUCUCUCUUGUGUCUCGGAGCAGCAAACUCCCCCUGAGCAACAUCACUGUGAGCAGGAGUGGAGCCCCAGUCUGGGGCAGAGGGACCCAGAGCCCACACAGAUUAAACAGGAACAGGGUGAACUCAGGACCCGUCAGGAGGUAGAGCAGAUUCAAGGGCCGGAGGCUGAUACCAAAGAAGACUCCAUAACCAUUCCUCCCUGUGUGAAAAGUGACUGUGAUCAGGAGCCACCUCAGUCCACACAUCUUCCCCAAACUGUGGAGAACAGAGAGAGGGACUCUCUACUGACUAACACAACUGGACAGAUCAAAACAGAACCUGAUGGAGAGGGCUAUGGAGUAUCACUAUCAGAACCAACCAGUGACUUCCCUCAGUCUCAGUCCCUCUCUGAAAUAAAUCCAGACUGUUCUAGAAAACAGAGUGAGAACACUGGAAUUGUUCCAAGAGAUCUAGAAAGGAGACCAGAGGAGGACACACAGACACACUCAUGUACUCAGUGUGGUGCCGUGUUCUGUGAGCUAUCCCAACUGGAGGCACACAUGCUAGCCCACACAGUACCACACAGUGGUGACACUAGUCACAGGCAAAUCCUCUGCACGGUCUGUUGGAAGUCAUUCACCUCUACCAGUUACCUCAAGGUCCACCUGCGUUCUCACACUAAAGAUAAGCCCUUCCACUGUGGUGUGUGUGGCAAGAGCUUCAGCUACUCAGGGAGGUUCAGGGAGCACCAACGCAUCCACACAGGAGAGAGACCGUACCGCUGCCACGUGUGUGGUAAACGCUUCAGCCAGUCAGUCCAUCUGAAGACCCACCUGAGGGUCCACACAGGGGAGAAACCCUACUCCUGUCCUGUUUGCGGGAAAGGGUUCAGUCAGUCUAGCCAUAUCAAGGGACACCUCAGAACUCACACUCGAGGGAGGUAGAAGAAAGAUGCUUUGGAGUGGAAAGACCCCAUGAGGGGAUAGACAGAGCCUUCCCCCUGAGCAACAUGGGAAGUCAUACUGAGACUAGGGUCUCUUUUACAGGGCUCAUCUAGUCUGUGUUACUUCCCUGUCAAGAUAAAGGUUAAAUAAAAAUGUUCUCAAAGUGCCCAGUGUUUGGAAAGAGAAAGAGGACAUUCCUUCUCUUCAAUGCUACUAAUUCUACAUAUAAUUGUAAGACUAGAGGACUAUAGAAUGUGUAAUGUUUUGCAGACUAACUGAGGCAUCUCAUGUCUGCAUUGAUUUGAGAGAGCUGCUCAUGAACAUGCUAUGAAAAGACUUGACUUGAACGCAUCCCCUCAUGUAUCACUAGAUGACACUAUGUUCAAGAUAAAUAAAAUGUAAAUUUUUUCCUCUUAAAGAUUUAAAUUGGAGCUGGUUGGUCUCCUUGCAAAUAAACGAACUAUCAUAUUGA
Molecule: messenger RNA, 1699 nt
Organism: Coregonus clupeaformis (lake whitefish)
Lineage: Eukaryota; Metazoa; Chordata; Actinopteri; Salmoniformes; Salmonidae
Product: zinc finger protein 22
Exons: 2
Coding region: 121-1227 (368 amino acids)
Cellular component (GO): nucleus
Source: RefSeq, a predicted model, not a curated record